AUGCCUGGCAUACCUAGUGACCUUCCUUGGAAUCAGACGCUUGGAGAAACGGUGCCACCGAAUACGCCACAUGCUGUGAGCGUUUCGUUACCGACAUGGAAAUCCAAUGUUGCCUACGAAGAGGGCGAACGAUGGGUCCUCGAUAAAAUGCAGUGCGGCUAUCCAAGGUUCUUCAUUCAUCGAUCAAUUGAACGCCUUGCCCAAAAUAUCGUCCAACAGCACGGGUCACCAGACAUUGACAAGGUCAUGCUAUUUCCGACCAAGAAUGCUGCCCGUAGAUGCAAAGACUUCUUCCAGCGUCAGGACCCGGAAACAGACCUGUCCAACAUCCGGAUACUUGAAUUCCUACCGAAUCCCGAGAAGAUGCCCUCUGCCAAGCGUGUCCUGCCCAGAGUUGUAGCGUACGUCUACUCUAAGGAGCUCUGGCCACUAGCCAAAGCAUUUUGGCAACAUACAGGCGAGGGUAUCUCAUCUCGACAUGCAGAGUUCUGCCAGCGCGCUCUCGACGACGGCUUGAUGGUCGAAGCGAGCUGCAUAUCCCGACCAGACACUCCCCGGAUGUCCAAAGGUCCCCGACGGUACCAACGCCACGUCUCCGUUGAUCACGAUGCUUCGAACGGCGUCAAUGGUCACAGCAACCUUCCAACCCCAAGUUCCACUGAACCUGGAGUGCCAGACUCUGCACAGUUUGUUGAGGAGCGGUUUGGCAGGCACCUCGACGUAGAAUUUGCCGCACAGGCCAAAUUGGCGAUACGCAGACGCAUUGCCGGCUCCCUAACUACCGACGAAGAGCUACCGCAAUCACUCCAUACAGCCGCAGAUGCCACCAACGAGCGCGGUAAAGACAUACCUGGCUUCUCCGUCGACGACGUCUAUCUCUACCCCGGCGGCAUGAAUGCAAUGUUUCACGCUCACCGCUCACUGAUGCUAGCGCGCGGCGAGCUUCCGAGCAUUAUGUAUGGCUUUCCCUAUGUCGAUGCUCUCAAGGUAUUGGAAAAGUUCGGCCCCGGCGCAACGUUUUACGGCUACGGCAGCCAAGCCGAGCUGGACGACCUUGAACACCGUCUCGAAUCCGGCCAGAAGUUUUUGGCCCUGUUUUGCGAGUUUCCGAGCAAUCCCCUCCUCCGCUCACCAAACCUCAAGCGGAUCCGCGCACUAGCGGACAAAUACGACUUCGCUGUCGUAAUCGACGAGACCAUCGGCAACUUUCUCAACGUCCACGUCCUACCUUACGCCGACAUCGUCUGGAGCAGCCUGACCAAGAUCUUCAGCGGUGACAGCAAUGUCAUGGCAGGCUCCACAAUCUUGAACCCGCAGUCGCGCUACUAUGCUCAGCUGAAGCACAUCUUCAACGCUGAGUAUGACGACACGCAAUUUCAAGGUGACAGCGUCUGCCUCGAGCGUAACAGCCGCGACUUCAUUACCCGCAUUCAGCGCGUGAACUGCAACGCCGAAAUCAUAGCAGAAACCCUCCGCUCCCAUCCUGCCAUCAAACAAGUCAACUAUCCCAAGUACAGUGACACCCGGCCAUAUUACGAUGCCUGCAGACUGCCCAACGGCGGUUAUGGCGGCUUGCUCAGCGCUACCUUUCACCAUAUCGAAGAUGCGCAAGUCUUCUACGACCAUCUGCAGACGGAGAAGGGCCCAAGCCUAGGUACCAACUUCACGCUGGCUUCGCCAUUCGUGAUCCUUGCACACUACAAUGAGCUGGACUGGGCAGCGCAGUUUGGGUGUGAGGCGAACCUAAUCAGAUUCAGUGUGGGCUUGGAGGACAAGGAGCAGUUGAAGAAGGCUUUUGCCCUUGCACUUUCUGCUAUACCGCCAAGAGAGACUGCGGCAUAG
This is a messenger RNA of Baudoinia panamericana UAMH 10762, 1842 nucleotides long. RefSeq lists its product as uncharacterized. Gene Ontology annotation, biological process: transsulfuration. The record is from RefSeq and is a predicted model, not a curated record. The coding region runs from base 1 to 1842 and encodes 613 amino acids. The transcript has a single exon. Gene Ontology annotation, molecular function: pyridoxal phosphate binding; cystathionine gamma-synthase activity. NCBI's taxonomy places the organism in Eukaryota, Fungi, Ascomycota, Dothideomycetes, Mycosphaerellales, Teratosphaeriaceae.